This is a messenger RNA of Nicotiana attenuata, 828 nucleotides long. RefSeq lists its product as uncharacterized. The transcript has a single exon. Bases 1 to 828 code for a protein of 275 amino acids. The record is from RefSeq and is a predicted model, not a curated record. NCBI's taxonomy places the organism in Eukaryota, Viridiplantae, Streptophyta, Magnoliopsida, Solanales, Solanaceae.
AUGUAUAAGGAUGAUGGGGUCAUUAUAUCACAAAGAAAGUUUAUGUUAGAUCUGCUGAAGAAGUGCAAUAGUCUGGAACACAAGGCUUGCUCUUCACCUUUAGAUCCCACUAUAAAGCUGAAAGCCAAGGAAGGGGCAAUACUGCAGGAUCCCACUUACUAUAGAAAAUUAGUAGGCAAGUUAAACUUCUUAACCAAUACCAGAUUGGACAUAGCGUACAGUGUUCAACACUUAAGCCAGUUCAUGCAGGAGCCCAGGGAACCUUACCUAAAAGCACCAUUUCACUUGUUAAGAUACCUAAAAAAUGAUCCUACCUUGGGAAUUUUUAUGUCAAAGGAUGGGGAUCACACAGUUAAGGCAUAUUGUGACUCUGAUUGGGCAUCCUGCCCGGUUUCUAGGAGGUCCAUCACAGGCUAUCUGGUUCUACAAGGUAACAAUCCUAUUAGGUUGAAGUCUAAGAAACAAGAGACUAUAUCACUCUCUUCUGCAGAAGCAAAAUACAGAGCUUUGAGGAAAGUUGUGGGAGAACUGGUAUGGCUAAGUAGAUUGUUUGAAGAACUACCUGUUCCACUUUCCUUGCCCAUUUCAGUCUUUUGUGAUAGCCAAUCUGCUUUGCAAAUUGCAAAGAACCCAGUAUUACACGGGACGACCAAGCACAUAGAGGUAGACUGUCACUUUGUGCGCGAUCAACUACAAGCAGGCUUAAUUUCUCUCCAUCAUAUCAGAACAGACAACCAGCUCGCAGAUAUCAUAACUAAAGACUUGACUGGGAUCAAACACAGUGCUACAUUGGGCAAGUUUGUUGUGUUCACCACACCUUCAACUUGA